AUGGAUAAAUUUGAAAUUGAGUCUUGUGUAAAAUGGAUUGAAAGCAAUAAUUUUAAUAUUGUUGCAUUACAAAUACCUGAUGAAGAUCUUGAUAAAGUACAAGUUUUAAUAGAUACUUUAACAUCAUCUGUUCAUAUUGAGAAUAUAGAAUUCUUUCUUGUUGGUGAUGGAUGUUCACCAUGUUGUAAUGAUUUAUUAAAUACUCAAUAUUCUCAAGCACAAGGUUUAAUUCAUUUUGGACAUUCAUGUCUUGCAUCAUCAUCUUUUGAUGAUAAUCAACAAGCAAUUUCCGUAUUCUAUGUUUUCUAUCAACAAUCAUUACCGGAAGAUGCUUCAAUUUUUCUCUCAACAAACAGUGAUAGUGACAAGUCUUAUUGUCUUGUUUUCUAUGAUCCAUGUUACCGUGAUGCUAUUGAACAGUAUUCAACAACAGCAACAACAUCUUCUCGUUUAAUUUUCUCUAAAAUUAACCUACAAAAUCCUGUUGAUUCAUCAUCGUUUUCUCUUUAUGGCCGUUCAGUACAACUACCUGUUCCGCUUGAUCCAUCGAAUUAUUCAAUCAUUUUCAUAUCUCAUUCAAAAGCAUCAUUACAUAACUUCGCUCUUUAUUUCUAUGCUUAUGAUUUUCGUUCAUUUCCAACGAAUACAAUAUCUAGUAGUAAACUCUUAAGUAAACGUAUGUAUGCAAUAGAAUGUGCACGAAAUGGUUCAUCAUAUGGUUUACUUAUAUCUUCAAAUUCUUUAUUAAAUCUUCCAUCAACUAUUCAUACAUUACUUGAUCGUAUCAAACAUUUAUUUGAUAAAAAUAAUCGACAAUAUUAUACAUUUUUAAUGAAUACAUUAUCGAUAACAAAAAUGAAUAAUUUCGAAAGAAAUAUUGAUACUUAUGUACUUUGUUCAUCAUGUUCCGAAACUUUAUGGCUUUCACCAGAACAUAGACAAUUUAAUAUACCAUUAAUUAGUUUAGCUGAUAUUGUACAAGCAUUUGAACAAACUGAUGAAAAUUUAGCAAUAACUUAUUCAUUUGAUUUAAGACAAAUUUUAUCAACAAUGAAAAAUAUUGAUGAGAAUGAAUUAAUAAAUUCAACUGAAGAUAAUCAUGCAUUAGUACUUAAAAAUCCAAAUUCUCUUCUAUUACAACAACGUGAUGGAAUGAAUAGAGGACUUGAUAAUGGUCGUAUGUGGUGGGGCUUACAAAUAACUGAUACUAAUACUAACACUGAUGAAAAAGAAAUAAAUCCUAUUGCUGAACUUAAAGAAGGAAGAACUGGUAUAGCUUCUGGUUAUACUCAUGAAACAUCUUGA
Messenger RNA from Adineta steineri, 1305 nucleotides. NCBI's taxonomy places the organism in Eukaryota, Metazoa, Rotifera, Eurotatoria, Adinetida, Adinetidae. The record is from the annotation of a GenBank genome assembly.